This is a messenger RNA of Acanthoscelides obtectus, 279 nucleotides long. Lineage: Eukaryota; Metazoa; Arthropoda; Insecta; Coleoptera; Chrysomelidae. The record is from the annotation of a GenBank genome assembly.
AUGGAAGUAUUUGAAAAAUCAACCGCAACUAAGAUCGUCUCAUAUUCUCAGAUAGCUAAAAGUAAAGCAUCACCAAACAAAGAGACGAGAUAUUUAAAAAGCAUAAUCAUUACACCUGAUCAACACCAACCAAACUACAAGACCAGAUAUGAUCUCAACAAAAACUUAGACCUCUCGAAACUUCAGAUAGGUAUCGACAAGGUCAAAAACUGCAGAAAUGGAGCUGUAGAAAUAAACGUUCAAGACUGGGUUCAUACCCAACUUAAACAAGAAAUCUAA